Molecule: messenger RNA, 2832 nt
Organism: Panthera uncia (snow leopard)
Lineage: Eukaryota; Metazoa; Chordata; Mammalia; Carnivora; Felidae
Gene: ZFP64
Product: ZFP64 zinc finger protein
Biological process (GO): regulation of gene expression
Cellular component (GO): nucleus
Source: RefSeq, a predicted model, not a curated record
GGGAGCGACGCCCAGGGCGGCAGGUGCAAAAGCGACCGAGCCGGGGAGGCCAGACUCCUCGGCCAAGACCGCAGGGGUUCGGGCCGGGCGGCGGCGGCCGGGGGUGGGGGCGCGUCCCUCGCCGCCCGCGGUCGCCCAACCCGCCGGGACGCUGGUGCGCGGUCCAGAUCCCGGGGGAUUCCGCGCUCCCAGGCCGCGCGGCCCGGGCAUCGGGAUUGGCCCGCAGCUUCCCCCGGGAGCCGCUGAUGCAAAGCCAGGCUGGGGCGGCCGGGCCCGGCCAGCGCCCUCUAGGCAGCGGAAGUGGAGCUUGCUUUACAUCCGUCCUCCCCGCCUGGCGGAGUUGGGAGAAGGAAGGCUGGGGGGGUGUGGAAAAAUAAAAGGAAAAGUGCUUGCACCAUGUAGAUCAGCGCCCCCCACCCUGGCACCCCGGCCGGCCGGGGACCUCCCAGUCUGCGGCCAUGAACGCGACCAGCGAGGGCGAGAGCUUCCCGGGCUCGGUGCAAAUUCCAGGUGGCACAACGGUGCUGGUGGAACUUACUCCGGACAUCCACAUCUGCGGCAUCUGCAAGCAGCAGUUUAACAACCUGGAUGCCUUUGUGGCUCAUAAGCAGAGCGGCUGCCCGCUGACCGGCUCGUCCGGGGCCGCCCCCAGCACGGUCCAGUUUGUGUCGGAAGAAACCAUGCCUGCCGCCCAGACUCAGGCCACCACCAGGACCAUCACCUCCGAGACCCAGACGAUCACAGUUUCAGCUCCAGAAUUUGUGUUUGAACAUGGCUAUCAAACUUAUCUGCCCACGGAAAGCAAUGAAAACCAGACAGCCACUGUCAUCUCUCUCCCUGCCAAGUCACGUGCCAAAAAGCCCACAGCCCCACCUGCUCAGAAAAGGCUUAACUGUUGCUAUCCAGGUUGCCAAUUCAAGACUGCCUACGGCAUGAAGGACAUGGAACGUCAUUUAAAAAUUCACACUGGAGACAAGCCCCACAAGUGUGAAGUCUGCGGCAAGUGCUUUAGCCGGAAGGAUAAGCUGAAGACCCACAUGCGCUGCCACACGGGCGUGAAGCCCUACAAGUGUAAGACGUGCGACUACGCUGCAGCCGACAGCAGCAGCCUCAACAAGCACCUGCGGAUACACUCGGACGAGCGGCCCUUCAAAUGCCAGAUCUGCCCCUACGCCAGCCGCAACUCCAGCCAGCUCACCGUGCACCUGCGGUCCCACACAGGGGACGCCCCCUUCCAGUGCUGGCUCUGUAGCGCCAAGUUCAAAAUCAGCUCGGACUUGAAAAGGCACAUGCGCGUGCACUCGGGGGAGAAGCCUUUCAAGUGCGAGUUCUGCAAUGUCCGCUGCACCAUGAAGGGCAACCUCAAGUCGCACAUCCGCAUCAAGCACAGCGGGAAUAACUUCAAGUGUCCGCAUUGCGACUUCCUGGGUGACAGCAAGGCCACCCUGCGCAAGCACAGCCGGGUGCACCAGUCUGAGCAUCCCGAGAAGUGCUCGGAGUGCAGUUACUCGUGCCCCAGCAAGGCGGCGCUGCGCGUCCACGAGCGCAUCCACUGCACCGACCGGCCCUUCAAGUGUCAGUACUGCAGCUUCGACAGCAAGCAGCCCAGCAACCUGAGCAAGCACGUGAAGAAAUUCCACGCGGACGUGGUCAAGACCGAGGCCUUGGACAGGAAGGACUCGGGCCGGCAGAGCAGCCGGCAGGUGGCCAAGCUGGACGCCAAGAAGACUUUCCACUGUGAUAUGUGCGAAGCCUCGUUCAUGCGCGAGGACUCGCUCCGCAGCCACAAGAGGCAGCACAGCGAGUACCACGAGAACAAGAACUCGGAUGUGACCGUCCUGCAGUUCCAGAUCGACCCCAGCAAGCAGCCGGCCGCGCCCCUCGCCGUGGGCCACCUGCAGGUGCCCCUGCAGCCCAGCCAAGUGCCCCCGUUCAGCGAGGGGCGAGUCAAAAUCAUCGUUGGUCAUCAAGUGCCGCAGGCCAACACCAUCAUCCAGGCCGCGGCCGCCGCGGUGAACAUCGUGCCCCCCGCCCUGGUGGCGCAGAACCCGGAGGAGCUCCCGGGGAACAGCCGGCUGCAGAUUUUGCGCCAGGUCAAUCUGAUCGCCCCCCCCCAGCCCUCGGGGUGUCCGAGCGAGGCGGGCGCCAUGACCCAGCCGGCUGUGCUGCUCACCGCUCACGACCAGGCCGACGGAGCCACGCUGCACCAGACUCUCAUCCCCGCGACCCCAGGCAGCCCCCAGGAAGGCUCCGGCAACCAGACUUUUAUCACCAGUUCGGGGAUUACAUGCACUGACUUUGAAGGCCUUAACGCUCUGAUUCAGGAGGGGACAACCGAAGUGACCGUGGUAAGCGACGGAGGUCAGAACAUCGCCGUGGCCACCACGGCCCCGCCUAUAUUCUCCUCCUCUUCCCAGCAAGAAUUACCCAAGCAGACUUACUCCAUCAUUCAGGGGGGAGCCCACCCAGCCUUGCUCUGUCCGGCGGAUUCCAUACCAGAUUAGAACUGAAAAGCCAAAAGAAAGGGGAAAAGAGGAAAGAGGAGUGACAAAACAGGAAGUCGUAAAUAGAAUUCUGUGAGACGUUUGCUCUUAAUGUUUUUAAGGAUUGUUGUGAAACCCCUCCCCUCGUAAUAAAUUGUAAUUUUAUACUGCUUAACUAUAAUUUUUUAAUGCUGUAAUAAUAACUUUGAGGUCACCUCUGAAUCGCCGUGUUAUUUAGCUGUUGUAGGAUUCUUAAAUGUUCCCAAGAUGAUUCCAGUUAGGGGUUGGAAUUAAAUGCAGUGAGUCGUGAGUACAUUUGUUUUGUCCAGCUUGAUUUCCCAGUUCUGAG